Molecule: messenger RNA, 1602 nt
Organism: Cetraspora pellucida
Lineage: Eukaryota; Fungi; Glomeromycota; Glomeromycetes; Diversisporales; Gigasporaceae
Source: the annotation of a GenBank genome assembly
AUGGCCUUCGUAAAAAAUCACUGCAUGACGACUUUAAUUUUUACUCGAAGUUUUUGCUUAAAUAUAACUAAAAGGCACCCAGAUCGAAGUUUUCCAAAAUUACUGAAUGCAUUUGCUUCUUGGCCUUCUGUAUCAAAACUCAUAUGUUUUUCUGAGGGUUCAACGAGAAAUAUUGGUCAUUAUAGAGUGUUGACUAAUAAUUAUUCUACUGAACCUCGAUCUUUCAAUGGGUUUGUCGAUGAAUCUAAUUUGAGAUCAUUAGAAUCUACCAUUAUUUCAGAUGAAUCUUUACCAUCUAAAAGUUGUUUAGGUGGACCUAUCCCACGUUACGACGCUCUUGUAGCAUCCAGAAUGGUAAGAGAAGAUUCUUUUCAGCGUAGUAUAAUCUGUAUCCUUCAGAAUUUAUACGAGCGGUUGAUAAAUUAUGUUCCACCCCCCAUCAUGGAUCCAAGGGGCAAUGUUGGUGAUAGUUCAAUUUUCAGAAAGAUUUCAGGAUUUUUUGGUGCCCCGACUAAGAUCCCCGUAAACAGCCCGAAAGGACUGUAUUUAUAUGGUGAUGUAGGAACCGGCAAGACCAUGCUGAUGGACCUUUUUUAUGACACACUUCCUAUUAAACGAAAGCGUCGAAUCCAUUUUCACGCUUUUAUGCUUGAUAUUCAUGCACGAGUUCAUAAACUUAAGCAAGAGAUUUCAGAAACUUAUGAUCCAAUACCACCUAUUGCUACUGAUUUAGCAAGUGAUGCAUACGUCUUGUGCUUUGAUGAGUUCCAAGUUACAGAUAUAGCGGAUGCAAUGAUUCUCCGACGUCUUAUCGAUGAAUUAUUUAAUCGUAGUGUUGUUAUGGUCACCACCUCCAACCGUCAUCCAGAUGAUUUAUACAAAAAUGGGAUCCAACGUAAAAGUUUUAUUCCUUGUAUUGAACGAUUGAAAGAAAGAUGUCAAGUACAAUCUCUCAAUUCUGGAACGGAUUACCGCAAAUUGGCUCGUAUAGCAACUGGUUUAUACUUUACACCACUGAAUGAACAAUCUUCAACCGGGAUAGAUGAUGUUUUCAAUAUGUUAACGCGUGGGCGACAAGUUUAUGAAACCAACUUGAAUUUUUGGGGGAGAUCUCUUCGAGUACCCCAGGCCUGUGAUGACAUUGCAAAAUUCACCUUUGAACAAUUAUGUUGUCAGCCUUUAAGUGCCGCUGACUAUCUUGAACUUACUAAACACUAUACAACUAUUAUACUUACGGAUAUACCAAGAAUGUCUUUAAAAUUGAAAAACGAAGCUAGAAGGUUUAUUACACUUAUUGAUGCAUUGUAUGAUACAAAGACUAUAUUAGUAUGUUCGGCUGAAGUCCCAGUAAAAGAAUUAUUUACAACUGAAGAAGAUCUAGAUCCCACACAUCAUGAACUUUUGGAUGAUUUAAACCUUCAUGCAAAGGAUCAUAAGUCUAGUCCCAUAUUUACGGGUGAAGAGGAAGUUUUUGCAUUUGAGAGAGCAGUAUCAAGGUUAAUUGAAAUGCAAGGACAUGAAUGGAUAAGCAAAAUAAUAUUGAAAAUAAGAUCUGGUGAUUCAACUAUGGGUUCACGUCUAACGUUAGAGUAUGUGAGUUGA